UUCCGUCCAGGGAGCGAGCGGAACCGGGGCGGGAGCCUCGCGGCGCAUGCGCCUUGUGCUGUCUCUGACCUUCAGCAGCCGGGGCCGGGCGGGCAAGCGGGUGAAGGAGGCCGAAGGCAGGCGGGAGCCGGAGAGAGAAAGAGAGAGAGGCGCCCCCGGUGCCCUUGAGAGGAGGAGGAGGAGGAGUCAUGAUGUUCUCCCGAGGAGCCGUCCUGGUGGGCGGCGCGGUCUUCUCCCAGCCGCAAUGGGUCCAAGUUAGGAAUAUGGCAACCUUGAAAGACAUUACCCGGCGCCUGAAGUCAAUCAAGAACAUCCAGAAAAUCACCAAAUCCAUGAAGAUGGUUUCUGCGGCAAAAUACGCGAGGGCCGAGAGAGAGUUAAAGCCUGCAAGAGUGUAUGGAGUUGGAGCGUUGGCUCUCUAUGAGAAAGUGGAAAUCAAGGCACCUGAAGACAAGAAGAAGCAUCUUAUCGUUGGCGUGUCCUCCGACCGAGGCCUGUGCGGUGCCAUCCACACCUCAGUUGCUAAAGCAAUCAAGAGUCAAUUUGCCACCCUGACAGAGGGGGGUAAAGAAGUCAUGGUCGUUGGAGUGGGUGACAAGCUGAGAGCCAUUCUUCAAAGGACGCAUGGAAAAAGCUUCCUGUUUAACUGCAAAGAAAUAGGGAGGAAGCCUCCAACCUUUGGAGAUGCAUCGAUCAUUGCCUUGGAGCUGCUUAAUUCCGGAUACGAGUUCGACGAGGGAACAGUCAUCUACAACCGAUUCAGAUCUGUAAUUUCUUACAGAACAGAUGAGAAACCAAUCUAUUCACUUGAAACGGUCUCGGGUGCUGAAAGCAUUAGUAUUUAUGACGAUAUUGAUGCUGACGUCCUGCGAAACUACCAGGAGUUCACCUUGGCCAACAUUAUCUUCUACUCGCUGAAGGAGUCUACCACCAGCGAACAGAGCGCUAGGAUGACUGCCAUGGACAACGCUAGCAAAAACGCUUCCGAGAUGAUUGACAAGCUGACGCUGACAUUCAAUCGUACUCGCCAAGCUGUCAUCACCAAGGAACUUAUUGAGAUCAUCUCCGGUGCUGCGGCUCUGAACUAAGGGGCUAAUCAGAAAUGAGUUUCAUCCAGAGUCAACAGGUAAUGAGGCGAUCUCCCGGCAAGCUGUUUGUUUCAUGUCCUUUCUAGAGAGUGACUACUGUUGGUGGAUCAUUCUGUGAAAAAAAAAAUUCGGGCAAAGAACCUCCAGCUGUUUGUAAACUGUAUUUCAAUAAAUGCCUAACAUGAAAGA
Pogona vitticeps (central bearded dragon) is the source of this 1277-nucleotide messenger RNA. Lineage: Eukaryota; Metazoa; Chordata; Lepidosauria; Squamata; Agamidae. The record is from RefSeq and is a predicted model, not a curated record.